Molecule: messenger RNA, 920 nt
Organism: Drosophila montana
Lineage: Eukaryota; Metazoa; Arthropoda; Insecta; Diptera; Drosophilidae
Exons: 3
Coding region: 37-441 (134 amino acids)
Source: RefSeq, a predicted model, not a curated record
AAUAAUUUUGUUUUGAUUUUGAUCUCGUUAGCAGGUAUGGAACAAAGCGAAAAAAGACUUAAAACGGAAAUAAUCGACGAAGACUUCAUUGUACCUGAUCAUGGUCGCGGCUAUAAUGUAGGCAACAUUAAAAUGGAACCGAUUGCGGGCGAGGACGAAAAUGAUGAUCCUUUGUCCUACAAUGACUGCGAUAUUGGUCCGGUUAAGAAUCAAUUUUUUGUGACCAAUGAGGCGAUAAACACGCUCAACGAAGGAAUCAACGAAAUGACGCAGCCACAAAACAAGUUGACGAAAGGUAAGAGGUGCACAGGCUACUUAGGAAGCAAAAAUUGUUUCCCCUUUCGUAGUCUUAUUAUUGGGCAAUAUGGACAAUUCGGACUUAACUGCAUUGUUAUUAUGUUAACUUCAAAUCAGAGAGCCAUCAGGGCUGUCAAGGAUUGAAGUUCGGUUUUUGCUUAAGUUUUCAUAUUCUAAAAGUUCUUAUAGAGAGUAUCCAACGCUUAGACCAUGCCCGAUUUUCUUUUUCUUUGUAAAUUAGUCUCAGUUGUAAUGAACCUUUGUAAACGCUCGUCCUUAUGUUGGGUCAGAGCACGAUAUCAAAUAGCUGCCAUAAGCAAGAUUGGUUGAUAAUAAGGGAAAAUCGGAAAAAUGUUCUGUUCAAUCAAACAAAGUAAUAACUAGCCUCAGGAUUGUAGUUUAUAUAUGACGAUCCCAUCGAAUAACAACAAAGUAAACAAGGCUUGAGACUUGGCGAAUACCAGCUGGCAGUAUUAUUCAAUUCCAUCCCCAUAUAGAAAACAUUUUUGCAAGGAACACAAAAUUGUUAAAAGUCGUUUAAAUUUUCUUUGUUGUUGAAAUUCUUUUAUAUUGUUUUCAAAAUUAAAGUGAAAGUGAAAUAAAAAUUAAGAGAAUGUGAAAUA